This is a messenger RNA of Drosophila takahashii, 1383 nucleotides long. It is a transcript of the gene Gr64e, whose product is annotated as Gustatory receptor 64e. NCBI's taxonomy places the organism in Eukaryota, Metazoa, Arthropoda, Insecta, Diptera, Drosophilidae. Gene Ontology annotation, molecular function: sweet taste receptor activity. Gene Ontology annotation, biological process: detection of chemical stimulus involved in sensory perception of taste; sensory perception of sweet taste. The record is from RefSeq and is a predicted model, not a curated record. Gene Ontology annotation, cellular component: membrane.
AUGGCCAGGACCACUGGGGAUCCUGCCAAGCGGCGAAGAUGCAUUGCCCGCAUUAAAUUCUGGCGGAGAUCACGCGUGGGCAGCGGUGUCACCCUGGGAGUUAUCAAAUACAGAGUCGUCUCUAAGCCCUCGAGGCGAUUUCAGUUUUCUUUGAUAAAAGCUUGGCUUCUUCGGAUUAGAACAGAGGAUUACAAGUACAGUGGGUCCUUUCAGGAAGCCAUUAAGCCAGUUCUCAUCAUCGCCCAGAUAUUUGCUCUAAUGCCAGUUCGAGAAGUAAGCUCCAAGUUCGCUGAGGAUCUGACCUUCACGUGGUUCAGUAUUCGAACUUAUUACGCCCUGGUUACCAUCCUAUGUUUUGGAGUGACCUCCGGUUAUCUGGUGGCCUAUGUGACGAAUGUCUCCUUCAAUUUCGAUUCAGUGGAGACUCUGGUAUUCUACCUAUCCAUAUUCCUAAUAUCAUUGUCGUUUUUGCAACUGGCCCGGAAGUGGCCGGCGAUUGCUCAGGAAUGGCAGUUGGUGGAGGCCAAGUUACCACCUCUCAAAUUGCCCAAGGAACGCAGAUCCCUGGCCCAGCACAUCAAGAUAAUCACCAUUGUGGCCACCACUUGCUCACUGGUGGAACACAUCAUGAGUAUGCUUUCAAUGGGCUACUAUGUGAACUCCUGUCCCCGAUGGCCGGGUCAUCCCAUCGACAGUUUCCUGUACUUGAACUACUCCUCGGUGUUUUACUUUGUGGACUACACCCACUUCCUGGGCAUCGUGGGAAAGGUGAUCAAUGUGCUGAGUACUUUCGCCUGGAACUUCAAUGACAUUUUCGUGAUGGCUGUUAGUGUGGCUUUAGCUGCUCGUUUUCGGCAGCUCAAUGAUUACAUGAUGAGAGAGGCUAGAUUGCCCACCACUGUGGACCAUUGGAUGCAGUGUAGGAUUAACUUCCGGAACCUUUGCAAACUCUGCGAGGAGGUGGACGAUGCCAUUUCCACUAUUACUCUACUUUGCUUCAGCAACAAUCUGUACUUCAUAUGUGGAAAAAUCCUGAAAAGCAUGCAGGCCAAGCCGUCUAUUUUGCACACCCUGUACUUUUGGUUCUCACUCAGCUAUCUACUUGGUCGCACUCUCAUCCUAUCUCUAUAUAGCUCCAGUAUCAAUGAUGAGUCUAAGCGACCUCUAGUCAUCUUUCGCUUGGUUCCCAGGGAAUUUUGGUGCGAUGAGCUUAAACGCUUUUCGGAGGAGGUCCAAAUGGACAAUGUGGCUCUAACUGGCAUGAAGUUCUUUCGCCUCACACGCGGCGUUGUCAUUUCGGUGGCCGGCACAAUUGUGACCUACGAGCUAAUUUUGCUGCAGUUCAACGGCGAGGAAAAGGUGGCCGGCUGCUUUGAAAGCUGA